AUGGCGCACAUGCUCGAUGGCCCAGUCCCUGAUGGUGCACGCAGCGUAUCCUGGCCAUGGUAUCAUCACGUUCUCACAGAUGAGUUGACCGUGGAUGCACGUACUCUAUUCGAGCAGUAUGCCAAGGUCCCACCAAAAGACGUCGAAAACCAUAUCUACCGAAUAAGAGAUAAAGCUUGGGGUAUCUUUCCCUGGCCAUGCAUUGGGGAGUUCUGGUUCCUCAGCUUCGGCCUAGCCAAGCACCCACUCUACCACAAUCUGGUCCUCCCACGUUUGAAGACCGGAGAUUCACUGCUCGAUCUGGGAUCGUGUAUGGGGCAAGAUCUCCGAAAGCUCGUAUUUGAUGGCGCACCCUCAGAAAAGAUUUAUGCUUCCGAUGUAUUCCCACAAUACGAAGGCCUCUCCUAUGAGCUAUGGCGUGACAGGGAUACCUUCCCUCAUCACUUCUUGGCUGAUGACGUCCUGGCUGACAAUGAAGACUUCAUGAAAGGAGCUUUGAUGACCAAGCUCGGCCCAGGUCAAACCGAUAUCAUCGCUAUCAACAUGUUCCUUCAUCUCUUCGACUACGAGAACCAGCUAAAAGUCGCAACGCGCAUCAUCCGUCUCCUUUCCCAUAGACCCGGAAGUCUGAUACUUGGCUCCCAAGCUGGUGUGCGACCUCCUAUGGAGCAGCCACUGAAGCCGCCCUUCGACAAAACAGAGGACGGAGAAACUAGGACCAUCUACCGACACAGCCCAGAUUCCUUUAUAGACCUCUGGAAGAGGGCUGGAUCCUUUGCGGGAGUGCCGAUCAGAGUCUGGGCCGAUUUUCAAAUAAUGGAAAAGAAGUCCGAACAGUAUCCUGCAGGUGUGGAUACAGGACUCGAGGCCGUCGCAUCAAAGAAACCUUUCACUGCAGACGAUCUCUUUUCGACGAGUUCGGCGAAGAGGGUCCUGUUUUCGACGGAGCCGGAAGCCAGGAGGCUAUAUUUUUCCAUCAUCAGGACCUGA
Messenger RNA from Letharia columbiana, 990 nucleotides. RefSeq lists its product as uncharacterized. The transcript is spliced from 2 exons. The record is from RefSeq and is a predicted model, not a curated record. The coding region runs from base 1 to 990 and encodes 329 amino acids. NCBI's taxonomy places the organism in Eukaryota, Fungi, Ascomycota, Lecanoromycetes, Lecanorales, Parmeliaceae.